UGGUACUUUAUUCCUGCCAUUAACGGGAAGAGGGGAAAUCUUCCUGUCCAUUGGUCGGUCUGUCUGUCUGUCUGCCCAAAAUAAUCAUGUAGGAUAAAGGCUCCAUUGGGAGAUAUUGAAAUUGAAAGUUUUCAGGGACCUCCUCCUCCCCUGGAGGACAUGAGCCAUGUGUUGCAGCAGCAGCUUCACCCAGGCAGCCGUCUCACAUCACCACCUCCCUCUUCACAUGAUGAUAAACUUGUGGACACAGUUCUGCCUGCAAGGACUGAUGAGCAAUCAAGAACAAAAGCAAGAGUCUCUACCAGCAAAAAAGUGUCUUCAGCCAGCAGUGGGUGUUUCGGUGGGCUCAAGAAAGGCUUCCUGUCUGCCAGCCCUCCCUCUUCAACACACACUAAAGCACACAGGACAGUGUCAGAGGAAGAUCAGAUGCCAUUUCUUCAAAAGAACUCACAAACAAACUCCUUACACCUUCCUGAGGUUGAGCAAGCAAUGAAACAAACACACUCAUCAUUUGAUAACAAAGAUUUUGUUACAGAUUCAUUAUUGGAGAAAGUUUCAAGAAAUAAAAUCCUAUCUAAGCACCUUGCUGAUCCCAUGUUCUCCCAAGCUAUCACAGAAUUUCAGACAAAUCCCCAGGCAGCUCUCAUCAAAUACCAACAUAACAAGGAAAUCCAGCUUGUCUUCAAAGAAUUCUGUGAAUUGAUGGGUAAUCAUUUCUCAGAGUUUGGUGGAGAUGGAUCGCAACAUGAUGCACCAUCUCAGUCUCCCCAGCCCCAGCCCCAGCCCCAGCCUCAGCCCUGUGAUGAGGACAUGCAGCAAAUGCAGCAGAUCCUGGCGGAUGCCGAAGUACGGGAGAUCCUCAUGGACACCGACAUUCAAACACUUCUCACAUGUCUGAAAACUGAUCCACAACAAGCACAAAGAUUUGUUCACCACGGCGGUUCAGACAUGAAAGCCAAGAUCAACAAAUUGAUCAAAGCAGGACUUCUUCAAAUGGAGCCUGUUUGAUAUUAAAUUAUUGUUUGAAAUAAA
Messenger RNA from Haliotis rufescens (red abalone), 1032 nucleotides. RefSeq lists its product as uncharacterized. The record is from RefSeq and is a predicted model, not a curated record. The transcript has 6 exons. NCBI's taxonomy places the organism in Eukaryota, Metazoa, Mollusca, Gastropoda, Lepetellida, Haliotidae. The coding region runs from base 160 to 1008 and encodes 282 amino acids.